AUGGAGGAGAGGGAGAGUAAUUUCACUCUCGGUACAGACGAAUUUGUGAGACCAUACAUGGCCGAUGGAAUAAAAUCUGAUGUAACGACUACCAUAGUAAAUACCAAAGAGCACUUUACCAUAGAAUACGAAGAAACAACUUCAAGUGAUUCAUCAACUAACUAUAAUACUGAGGAAGUGUCGAACAAAGCAAACACUUCUCCCUCGACAACUAAUAAAAUAAGUGUACCAGAAACAACAUUUUCAAAAAAUGGUGAUCAAUAUACAACUAAAUUGACGUCAAAGAAUGAAAAUUCAACAACAUUAGAAACAACAGAUAAAGCAUACUUUACAACAGAACAUAACUCAUUAGAUACAACAAAUAAUGAUGUGACAAGUGCAACUGGACUUACUUCAUUGGUUGAUGAAAAAACGAUAACUUCAACAACAGUAGAUGUUUCGACAACAGAAGAAAUAACAAGUGAAGUUGAGCUAGCAACACUACUUGAUAUAACAACAAUACCAUCGACAGCGGUUGGUGAUUUGACAACAGUAGAGGAGGUAACCUCAAUAGAUAUCACAGCUGAUGAAGUAACAACUGAAGCUGAGCGAUCUACAAUUAUUGAUGCAACAACCAUUCCGUCGACAAUAAGGGUAACAUCCAUUACUAUCACAACCAAUGAAAUAACAAGUGACACUAAUCAAACCAUACCAUUUGAUUUAACAACGAUACCGUCGACAACAGUAGAUGAUUCUACAACAGUAGACGAUUUAACAUCAAUAGCUAUCACAACCGAUGAAGUAACAAGUAAGGAUGAGGAAACUACAUUUCUUGAUGCAACAACAAUACCAUCGACUACGGUUGUUGGUGAUUUCACAACAGCAGAGGAGCUAACGUCAACAGAUAUCACAGCUGAUGAAGUGACAAGCGAUGUUGAGCGAACUACAUUUGUUGAUGCAACAACAAUACCGUCGACAAUAGUAGCUGAUUUGACAACAUUAGAGGAG
Molecule: messenger RNA, 987 nt
Organism: Anneissia japonica
Lineage: Eukaryota; Metazoa; Echinodermata; Crinoidea; Comatulida; Comatulidae
Product: mucin-17-like
Exons: 5
Source: RefSeq, a predicted model, not a curated record